Molecule: messenger RNA, 2019 nt
Organism: Suillus paluster
Lineage: Eukaryota; Fungi; Basidiomycota; Agaricomycetes; Boletales; Suillaceae
Exons: 10
Coding region: 1-2019 (672 amino acids)
Source: RefSeq, a predicted model, not a curated record
AUGCCUGCGCAAUGUGCUGGUAGUCCCAAGAAACACAAGACAAAGCAUAAAGCUGCGGAUUCUGAUCUCGGGAAGACACUCGUAGAAGCGAUGGCAAAGCGAUGGCAAUCGCAGGCUGAUGCGUCACCACCAGUACAGCCCCCACGGUCAAUCCCUGACUUGGAUGUGGCAGACAACUCGAACCUUCGACGUACUAAUCGUGCAGGUGCUGGGAAGGGGGGUAGGAAUAGUCAGCUUGAGAGAAUUAGUGCCUUGUUGGAUGCGCCUGGGUGGGCAACCAAACCCAAAGGCUCAACCACCCUUGAUUCAAAUGCUCCUGUGAACCCUCUCGCUCCAGUACCACCUAGCAAGGGUUGCGGGAGUCGCUCAAAGGCUCCUCCACCAUAUAGUGCCUCACAGCCAGCAGUAGAUUCCAGCGCUCCGCCUUCAAGAAAACAAGGCAAAAAAGCCAAGAACAUUGCUGCCUUUGCCUCCAGCAUCAAGGUGCCCAAUCAACCAAAUUUUGUACAGUGCGAAGAUGGUGAACAUUUUGGGUUCCAUCCACCAAUCGUCCCUUCUCGCAUGGAGCAAGUUCUCAAUACCUCCUCAAUAACUGCCAAGAGCGCCAGUCAGAAGCCUGCCACUAGCACGAGCAUUGACACUUUAUCACAAUCAGAUUUUUCAAAGACGACCUCGGUUAACACGAUGCCACAUUCACAAGCUGACUUCUACUCAACUCUAGAUCCUUCUCUCCAGCCAAUCUGUCAGGAAGCACAAGGUGAAACUAAUUAUCGUGGCGCCCCCCUCCUGUCAUUUUCCCAGGAAGCUCAAGCUGAAGUCUCAACAUCUGGGGAUGACAAAUCCUCUACAGAUGAUGCUGACAAAAGCGACACUGAUGAAGAAAGUGAUAAUGAUGACGGCGAAAUUGGUUGGGGAGGAGAUCAUGGGUGUCAUAGUGUGCAUCCCAGCUUUUUGAAGGAAGGGAUAUCGGUGUCCCAACCUCAGGCUAUCACUCUACCAUCUGAUUUUGAAUUCCAGCAUUCACGAGAUGAAGACGAGAAUGUUGCACUUGGAUUGUUAGCAGUCGAUAAGACCUCCAAUAGCAAUGAUGUUAUGGAUGGGCCUACCAAGCCGGAGGAUGUCUUACAGGGUCACCACAAGAAAAAUGGAUGUCCAUGCCUCCCUGACCCCACAAUGCUCGAUCUCAUCUGGCACCAAGAAACUCAAGCCACAAAUGCAAAGUCACAUGACUCGGGCGUUAAGGCUAAGAAGGUCAAAUCAUCCAAGUCUAAGGAACCUACUGAAGGCCCUAAGCCGACCCAACUCAGCUGGUAUCCUUCACAGUGGAAGACCUUUCUUGAGGAGGCAAAAUCAGAGUGUCAUGCCCAGUAUGCAAUUGAGAAUGCAUUCCCAGAUGCCAUCAAGGAUUUGCCUCUUUCAGUCACUGAAGCACUCUCAAUGUCACUCGUCAAAUGGCUUGAAGCAGGUAAUGAGGUAGAAGCGGGUAUAUGGCCCGACCACAAGGCUGAUAUGGCCAAGCUGCUAUAUGAAGACUUAUCAACCUGGUGCUCCGACCUCAAGAAGAUAGCUAUCAGCACCAGUGCCCUCCAUAACUGUUGGAUGACUGUGUUUCUUCGCAACAGUGUGGAUGAACUUGGGAAAACCAACAAUGCUGCUCACCCUGCACUCAAGGCAGCUGCCAUCGCCUUCUUCUACACUGGUUCCUAUUGUAUUGCUCACAGGAGACCCAAUAUCUUCAAAGAGGAGUUACCUUUGGAGUCUUUGGCUUUUUACAACUGUGUCUUUGAUGGGUUAGUCAAGAAUGGCAGUGGCAAGUAUUUUCCAAAGUUUACUACCAAAGACUACUCCUCUGUCUAUCUCUCGAUGGUUGCUGAACUCAAGAAGAUCAUGAAGCACGUGUAUCACGGCCCUAAGUUGACACAACAGCUUUGCGAGUGGGCUGCAGAAGGAUGGGCGCAGUCCUGCAAACUUGACUGGCAAGGACGCAUCAAAGCAUCGUCAUUUGCGGGUCAUGCUUGA